AUGGUGAGAAAAGAAGUGAUAAAGUGGCUGGAUGCAGGUGUAGUUUAUCCAAUUUCUGACGGCAUAUGGGUUUUUCAUGUGCAAUGUGUAUCAAAAAAGGAUGGUGCUAUUGUGGUGACGAAUGACAAGAAUGAGUUGAUCCCAACAGGAAUAGUCAUGGCUACCUUUCGGAGAUACAUGAUGGUCAUAUUCUAUGAUUUGGUGGAAGAGUUCAUUGAGAUUUUCAUGGACAAUUUCUCAGUGUUUGGUGAGGCUUUUGAGUUGUGUUUGAAGAAUCACGACAGAUUAUUUGCUCGCUAUGAAGAAAACCAACUUAGUGUUGAAUUGGGAGAAAUGUCAUUUCUUGCUGAGAUAAGUGAAAGGGGUAAGAAGUUUUCUGAGACAUGCACAUUUCUACAAGCGAUUCAUCAGGGAUUUCUCCAAGUUUUCCAUAACUAUGUGCGAGGUCUAUUGGAGAAGGAGGUGAAAUUUCAGUUUGAUGAGAGUUGCAUCAUGGCAUUUGAGGUGCUGGAGAAGAAUUUUAUUGAAGCUCCAAUCCUCAUUGCUCCUAGUUGUGAGACGCCUUUUGAGUUAAUGUAUGAUGCUAGUGAUGUGGUUGUGGGUGUAGUGCCUGGACAGAGGAAGGACAAAGUCUUCCAUUCCAUCUACUAUGGCAGCAAAAAUUCGGACUCUGCUCAAGUGAAAUACAUUGUGACUGAAAAGGAGAUGCUUUCUUUAGUCUUGGCAUAUGACAAGUUCAUGUCAUACUUGAUGAAAACAGUUAUGUUCAUAAAACUUUUAGGUACCUGA
Solanum stenotomum is the source of this 789-nucleotide messenger RNA. RefSeq lists its product as uncharacterized. The record is from RefSeq and is a predicted model, not a curated record. NCBI's taxonomy places the organism in Eukaryota, Viridiplantae, Streptophyta, Magnoliopsida, Solanales, Solanaceae. The coding region runs from base 1 to 789 and encodes 262 amino acids. The transcript has 3 exons.